Messenger RNA from Mobula hypostoma (lesser devil ray), 9452 nucleotides. RefSeq names its product caskin-2-like. Gene Ontology annotation, molecular function: protein binding. NCBI's taxonomy places the organism in Eukaryota, Metazoa, Chordata, Chondrichthyes, Myliobatiformes, Myliobatidae. The transcript has 21 exons. Bases 646 to 5178 code for a protein of 1510 amino acids. The record is from RefSeq and is a predicted model, not a curated record.
CUUAGUGAUUGAUGGGAGCUCGGUCCAAUGCGGCUGGAGAGAGCUGUGGAGCCGGGAGGGGGAGGGCAGUUCCGUCCGCUUCCUCGCUAUGCAGGUGCUAGUGUGUGAGAGUUUGGGGUGAAACUCAGCUGCUCCGGGAGUGUUGUUGGCGGAGGCGCGCUGAUCCGUAAUGCUGGCUGACUUGUAACCUCAGAGGCACGGCACAGAGACUACCGGCCGGCCAGAGGGUCGGCCUCUGCCUCUCGCUCCUGGGAGCUCGAGUUAUCUGUGCUGCAGAGUUGUGUCGGACUCCCGGUAUGUUGGGACGGCUUUAACGUGCUGCUGGUCGGGGCUCCGGGCUGUGAGCUGUUGGCUGCUCAUUAUUUGGUGGGACCACGGCACGGCAUGGGUUAAAUAUUCCCUGGAUCCAGGAGGCGGGAGAGGCAGAGCGGUGAGUCCCGGUCCAACCUUCUCUGCCUGGGAAAUAAUAGUUCACGGAAGGUGCGGAGCUUCAACCUGCAGUUGACCCGAAAUUGAUCACUUUCACUUUUGCUGGGCUGCGAAGAUCGGGGGAAGGAUUUUGAAUGUGGUUGGCCGUCUCGGUGACCUAUAGUCAACACAAUGUAACCAAGGGAGUGCGAGGACGCACACGCUGAUUGUCCAAACAUGGGGAGAGAACAGGAGCUGGUGCAGGCUGCGAAGAACGGCGACAUGCCGUCUGCACAGAAGUUGUUGGCGAAGAUCAAGGCUUCGAAAAACAAGCUCCUGGGCUCCACAAAGAGGCUGAAUGUGAACUACCAAGAUUCAGAUGGGUUCUCAGCAUUGCACCAUGCCGCACUUAGUGGGAGUACGGAACUCAUCUCACUGCUGCUGGAAGCUCAGGCAAUGGUGGACAUCAAGGACAGCAAUGGAAUGCGACCUUUGCACUACGCCGCGUGGCAGGGGAAAGUGGAACCUGUGCGUCUGCUUCUUCGUGCAGGGGGUGCGGUUAACCUGGCCUCUCAAGAUGGACAGAUCCCAUUGCACCUUGCAGCCCAGUAUGGACACUAUGAUGUGUCUGAGAUGCUUCUACAGCACCAGUCCAACCCCUGCAUCAUAAACAAGGUCAAGAAGACACCACUGGACCUUGCCUGUGAGUUUGGCAGACUGAAGGUUGCCCAGCUCCUGUUGAACAGUAACAUGUGUGUCGCCUUGCUGGAGGGUCAGUCCAAAGACAGUGCUGAUGCCAACUUCACCACUCCUCUGCAUCUGGCUGCAAAGAAUGGACACAAGGACAUUAUCAAGUUGUUAAUCAAGGCUGGCAUUGACACAAAUAGAGUGGCGAAGACGGGGACAGCGCUGCACGAAGCUGCUUUGUGUGGCAAGACUGAAGUGGUCCGAUUGCUACUUGACGCGGGCAUUGACGUCAACAUCAGGAACACCUACAGCCAGACGGCCCUGGACAUCGUCAACCAGUUCACCACCUCACAGGCAAGCAAGGAGAUCAAGCACCUCCUGAGAGAGGCCUCGGGAGUUCUUCAGGUCCGAGCCCUGAAGGAUUGUUGGAAUGUUCACGACCUCACCUCGCUCAACAUCAGGGCCGGGGACGUCAUCACGGUUCUGGAGCAGCAUGCUGACGGGCGCUGGAAGGGCCACAUACAUGACAGCCAGAAGGGGACGGACCGUGUGGGCUACUUCCCCCCGUCCAUUGUUGAGGUGAUCAACAGGCGAUCAGGCACAUUGACUCGCCACGCCUCAGUACCGCCUCAUCUACGCCAGGCGUUCCCAAAGGCACAGCAGAACAGCUCGGUCAACUUACCGACAGAUGAGAAACAGCCAUUCUAUCAGCAGAUGUACUCGCAGACCCUGCCUGCCCACCGCACCUUCAACUACCUGGGCUUCAGCCGAACCAACCAUAACAAAGAGAGCACGAAGGCAACUGAAGGUGACCGGAGCAGCGUGGGCAGUGCAGGGAGUGUAGGCAGCAUUCGCAGUGCUGGCAGCGGGCAGAGCACCGAGAGUGGCAAUGGGCAGACUGCCAGCAAUGGCCUGGACAACGGCAAGACAGUGCCCCCUGGUGGAGACCAGGCACAUCAAGAGGUCUGCGUCAGUACGGAAACUCCCAGCCAACAGGUCGACCAGUCAACGGGAAUGCAAAGACAUCAUGACUUCCCCAGCUACAAGUCCGGAGAACAGGGAUACACACAACAGUUCAUUCACCCCGACCAUCUCCUGGAGGGAAAGGAUGCUGAAGCUAUCUUCAACUGGCUGAGUGAAUUCCAGCUACAGCACUACACAGUCAACUUCAUCAACGCUGGUUACGACGUGCCAACCAUCAGCCGCAUGACGCCAGAGGACCUGACAGCAAUUGGAGUGACAAAACCUGGCCACAGAAAGAAGAUUUCGACAGAGAUCGGCAAGCUGAGUAUUCCGGAGUGGCUCCCUGACUACAAACCAGUGGAUUUGUUUGAAUGGCUGAGUGCCAUUGGCUUGUCUCAGUACCACAAGAAGCUAGUGGAUAAUGGCUAUGACAGCAUUACCUUUGUCGGUGAGAUCACCUGGGAGGAUCUGCAGGAAAUUGGGAUCACGCAGCUGGGGCACCAGAAGAAGAUGAUGAUCGCAGUGAAGAAGCUGCUGGAUGUGCAGAAGGCGUUAAACCAAGCCGAGGUGGAGGCGAAGACAGCAACCCUGCGGCGCAAGGCUCCCGGUGCGCUGGAGAUUGUCACCAUUGAGCCAUCUCAGGUUGAGAAUGGGGAGUGCCACUCUCCACACACCCCCAGGAUGCUCACCUUUCAAGACAGCGAGCUCAGCUACGAGCUGCAGUCCGCCAUGGCCAACCCGUGCUACAGUGGCCAGGACAGCCUGGCCAUGAAGCAGGUGGGAGGUAUCUCCCGGAGUCAAGAGAGCAUCGGUACUCGUUCCCGAGGAUCUGGCCACUCCCAGGAGAAUGCGCUCGGAGGCACCGGGAUGGGCAGCAAGUCCCAGGAGAGCCUGGUCAGUGGUGACGGGAGUAGCAGCAGUGGUGGGAGCAGUGGGAGGUCCACCUUCCCCCCUCACUCCAAGGACGAAGUGCCUGCCCGAGUCCAGGACAACGGCAGGGUGCUGAGGAGCACCCUGAGCCAGGAGAGAAAUGGGCCGGAGGGACGAGACCAUUACCAGGGGCCCUCCCCACAGAAAGGUGGGCCUGCCACUGACCCACAGCACCCACAGGUGCCCUUGCCUAGCUUCAUCCCACCCCAUACCCCGAAUAAGGGGAAGGCAACCCAAUCCCUGGCCAACACACAGCUCCCCACCAGGGGAAAACCUACUGCUUUUUCCUCAGCCCUGGGACGCCUCGAGGCCCUGGCUCACAGUGGCCUGCAAAUGCCUUCCCAGGUUGCCAAACACCCGGCCCCGGCCUCCUAUCUGCAUCCCCACAGUGGGGAUACAACGGAGCAGGGCUCACUGCCUAAUCCUCCAGCCCCACAUUGCCCGGGCAUCGAGCACAGCUACGGCGAUGGCUUCAGGCUGAAGAAGCGGUCUCACAGCCUGAACAGGCACGCCCUCUCGGACGGAGAGCCAGAGGAGGACGAGGUGGUGUAUGCCGUCAGCUCCUACGCCACCCUCACCCGUCGCCCAGGCCGCAGCCAGGUAACCAAGGCCCAGUGGCCGGCAGAGCAGCACGUCAACCGCAGCCAGUCAUUCGCCCUCCGUGGCAAGAAAAAGGGGCCACCACCCCCUCCACCUAAGCGCCUCAGCUCAGUGUCCACCACCCAGGGUCAGGAGGAGCCGGAGCCCGAGAGGGAUUCCCACCCGGUCUCCACCCCCUGCAGCACCACCCCUGAUCUGGUGGAUGGACUACCUGUUUGGCAGGAACCUGCAAGCAAAGUUGCCGUCAGUGUGAGGAGCAUGGCUGCUCUCAUGGAGCUGAGUGGCGGAGCCCUGGGUCAGGUCAGACCUGUCAGAGCAGAACAGCAGGAGGUUCCCGGCAUGAGGAAAGAGAGCCGGCAGGCUGUUGCGUGGGUCUCCGAACGCCAGCAGGAUACCUCAGUCCCAGCUGGGGCCACCCGCGGGCCACUUGAGAAGUCGAGAGAGUGGGCCAACCGGCGGCGGACUGUCAGCGAGCCGCUGGCCGGCAUGAAGACGGGGGGGCAGAUGGAAGGGGAAGAGGUGAAGUCAGACACGGAAGAUGAGGCCAGUGCCAGGAGGGGACCCCUAGAGGCCUCCUCCGACUCCCAGAACAGCUCCAGCGAGUGCAUCCCAUUUGCCGAAGAGGGAAACCUGACCAUAAAGCAGCGGCCAAAGCCGAGCUCCGCCAACCAAGCCAAUGCUGCCAUAGAGCUGGUGUCUGGCACUGAGGAGCCGCCGGGGAGCGGGGUAACUAUGGCAGCCAGCACUUCUGCCAAACCACCGGAGGUCCCUGAGUUCAACCUGACAGAGUCUGAUACAGUCAAGCGGAGGCCAAAGGCCAAGGAAAAGGAGGGGCCGAAUGGAGCCACAGAGCAGCAGCCACCACCGCCAAAACAUGGACCCCGAUACGCAGAGGCGCAGGCCGUGCACAUCGUGGACUCGGGGCUGCACCUCAAGAGCGAUGUAGACGAUGAUGCCCGCGUGGAGUUUAGGAUUGCUGAGAUUGAGAGGAGCAUCCAGUCCUUGGAGAAGGGAACCAAGCACAGACCCCAGCUCUCUCCAAAACCAGCCCUCCCCUCGCUGCAGCAAACACCCAUACAGAGGGUGUCAACGGCUGGUUCCAGCAAGACCUCCCAGAACAGGAGGCCAGCCACAGAAACCUGCCAAAGGCAGCCUCCUCUAUCUAGUCUGAACAUCUCCCCAAAGCCUGCCCUAGCACAGGGCCUACACUUCAGCAGCCCCAAAGCCAGCAGGUCUCCACAGGCUGGCAAUCCUGGUCCUGCAGUGUCAAGGCCCCCUUGCCUGCCCCAGCAGCUGGGCACAGGGUGCACCUCUGUGCCCAUAGCCCCUGCUGCUGGAGUGAGUGGGCGGGUGACGGGGCUUGUGGUGGGACCGGCUGCCGAGGUCCCACAGACUGCACUCGCUCACCAGCGACUGGAGCAGACCAGCAGUUGUCUAGAGGCAGCUCUCCAUGCUGUGGAACGCAAGCUGACCCAGGAAGAUCACGGAAAAGCAAUCUCCAAUUCCACAAAGUCUGCAGGCAACAUUCUGGAUGACAUCGGCAGCAUGUUUGACGACCUCGCUGAUCAGUUGGAUGCCAUGUUGGACUGACCAUGCAGAGAGUUACCAAAGGCCAAUCCUUUUCCUUAUGCCAAGCCAGGGGAUCAUCCCCCAGCCAAGAGCUCCGUGCUGCCAAGGGCUGGGUGAGCCCAGGGAGUACUGAUAGGAAGCCCAUGUCUGAUGUGGGAAUGGACACUGAACUGAUAGACUUGUGCUCCAUUUGAUUCCCAAGAGUUUGUCGAAAAUGAACCUCUUCAAAGGCUGGCUUCAGGGAGAAUUCCCUGCAACUGAUUCCUUUGCGAGAUGCACACAGAUUUUCGUCAAUUACUACAGGAACUAACCACAGGCAUUAAGAGAUGCUGCAUUUUAUUCUUUUUAAGAAAAAUUAUGUAUAGAUUUUUUCCCAUACUGUUGGCUUCAACUGAGUUUGCAAUGAGCACUUAAAUGAGUUAAAAGCACAAUAUGUCGACCCAGCUCAGCUGACGGAAGAGAAGGUUCUAGAUCAGUUGUACUGGGCAAAACUGUCUACUACUGGUGCUGCUGAAGACCCAGGAUUGCACUCAUUUUAGACACGGCUGCCUGUUAGAAACAGUUAAUCUUCAGUUAGAGUGCCAAGCUCCCAAGAUGAGUGGUAGUCCAUUUACAAGACAGCACUUUCCUUUAGAGAGGACACUACCCCAUCCCCAAAAUUCUAAUGUUAAAAACCCAAGAACUGCUUCACAUUUUUGCUUUGUUCAGAGAAGGGGUAACACUGCAGGGAUUCUGAGCAAUUCACCUGAAAGCUGGUGCCAAAUGUGUGUGUCAACUUGAUUUCUUGUGCAGUGCCUUCACGUUUUCCUUCACUACAAUAAUGGCGCUAUAUAAAUGCAAGUUGCUGUGGUUCCCACAGGCAGUAGAAAUAACUGUGUUUGGGCAGAGUUCUGCCACAGGAUCCCGAGCAGUUACAAGUACAGAGUAGCUGUCAGUUUCUGAUAGGUGAUGAACUCUGCCCGUUAGUGUUUGUGCAGGCAUUUGGCUUUCUAGAAGUCUCAGUAGACAAAGGUCCAGGAUGCAUACUCUACCCCAUCCUCCAACAUUCCAGUUUGACAAGGUCCCACUGUGACCAAUACCAAUACACCAGUGCUCUGGGGGUCUGGUCUUGCUGCUACUGAACAAUUAAUCAGCAGUUUUCAGACACCAGACCUCUGGAGGAAACAAAGAACAACACAGGUCUGCGAAUCAGUGAGGGAUUCUGUUGUGUCUUGUGGUGUCUCAAGUUGCUGGUGAAACAGCCAUGUGAUUGGCCAGAUACCAGCUGAUCCAUGUAGCUCUGACCCUGUUGCUACUCAUCAGCUUAUCAACCCUUCUCCUGUCCUAUUAGAUUGAUUGCAACUGGAAGUCCCCGGAGAAGAAACAUUUCUUACAAGUACUUAAUUUACAUUUCAUUAUUUCAAAAGCAGCCCAGAAUAUAAUUUGCAUAUGGACAGUCUGGACCUUGCAGUGUGCAGCAAAACAAAAUAUUUUUUUAAAAUGUGAAGAUGGGUCAGAAAGGAAGAUACUUAAACCAAGGUCAGUAUUUCACUAACAGGUUCCAGUUACAGAAUCUCACUUACUACUGCUGCUCUUUUUACAGCUGUUUGUGUGCCUUUUCUGCAGAGCAGGUGUACGUGGGAAAAUGUGUGUAUACAGUAUAUACAUUACUCUUCAAACUGUUAACACAAUGACUGUGGGUAGCUUUGCCAGAGUCAACAUGUAAAGCCAGUCAGUACACAUUUAGUGUAUACAGUUUACUAAUGGCCAAUUGUAAUUGAUUCCAGUGCCUGGGUUUUUGAAGGUAUCCAAGGCAGGAACUGACCUUUCCACAAUGGGUUUAACUUAACCCGCCCUGUUUGUAACAGGAAUGAAGAACUGAUCAUCAGUUCCACUGGUCCCUUACUUUCUUAAAGGUGGCCAUUUGGCCCAUUGUUUCCACACUGGUUCCCACGAGAAUGACACCAUCAUAGGAAAAUAAGAGGAGAAGUAGGCCAUUCGAACCUUAAGCCUGUCAGUAUGACCAUGGCUAAUCUUCCCCUUACCUUCUCUAAUCUGUGCCAGUUCCCCAGUCCUUAGUUUUAAAGAAUAAUUUUACCCAUUUCCUCUUUAAGUUCAUUUGAUGACCAAGUCUCCAGGGAAGGAAACUCUAGAGAUUCAUUGCCCUUUACAAGCUGUUCUCAUGCACCUUAAUGAUGGCUCCCUAAUCUUCUUGUUGCAGAGUCUCUCAUCGGUCCAAUUCCCCCACUUAUUUCCUCCUACUCCCAUAUUGUAUGUCCACCAACUCUCCUGUUCUUUUGCAACUUAAACUGCAGUAAGAGGCAAUUUACACAGCAUUUUUUUGGGAUGUGAAGGAGACCAGGGGAGCUGGUGGACACUCACCAGUUGAACACAGAUUUGCAGUAGCAGAUCUAACUGUGAUGCUGUCCUCUCCAUGCAUUCUCUGUGUGAUAGUGAGCGACUCACUGAUAGGUUUGGGGUGCAUCUCUUCCUAUAUUUCCUUACCAAAUGUUGGGAGGAAAGGAAGUAUCUUCACAAGUUGGUAUUGCUGCACAUCUGACUCCGGAACAGCUCCCAGUACAUACAGGGCAUUCGGAUUGGGUAUUCCAAACCCUAGGCUUUGAAGGUAUCAUCAUCUGUCCCGUGGAUGUCAAUGCCAAAUAAUAAAUGGUUUAGCUAGAAUAUGAAAGGGAAGCCAUUUCCACUGACAACCCCAGGUUACACACAGAAAAAUGAGCAGUGUUGUUCAACUUACCUGUACGGCUCAUACUGAAAGUGGUAAGGACCAUCAGACUGAUUUUCAGUGCAAGUGUUACAAUGUGUCACUCCUGGAUUGCCACGUCUCAUAGCUUGGUCCUUUCAAUCCAAGCCCCUGCAGAGGAAAGGUGAUCCGGUGGCUUAGGACAAACUGCUUGCCUCACUGGUUACGUUUGUGAUUGUAAUAUGUGUGCUUUACCUGGAAGCUUUCCAAGGCAAACUGUUGCUACGAAUGCCAAAGACAUUCCUGUAACACUAGCAGUUUAUGGCAUUAGUGGUGUGCUUCACUUGUGUUUAAGAGGAUUGCUCUGCCUAUGAUGGAAUCCAGUGGCAAAGUUACUAGGCAUGAGAGGCAAAUGGAAAGUGAUUGGUAUAAGUGGGUACCUGAUGGUUAACGUAGACUUGACAAGGUCCCGUUUUGGUUCUGUCGGCUGCUUGGGGAUCUUAAGGGUCAAUGAGACAUAUGACCUCUUCUUUUAUAACUGCAGACAUUGUUACAGUUGGAUUCAGAUGUGCACCCCAGAAAACCCUUUGUUACACCACAUACAAGAUUUCUGUAGCUAUCAGUGUGAUGUUUACCAGACACGAGAUGGGAGGGGCCCAGUGUCUGCUUUCUCAACAACUACUGAAUGAAGUCAGCGACUGCUGAAUGGAAUGAAUCCUCUUCAACCAGCUGCACACACAUAUCAUGCCCACAUGACAGACACUCAGGAAUUAGAUAAUUAGUAUUUACUAGAUUCAAACUAAAUGAAUAGUGUGGACUCUAAUAGACAAAAUGUAGGCUGAUCUUAUUACAAAAAAACACUUUGUAAAAUUGUUAUUUAUAAAGCAGCUUUUGUGACCCUGGUUAUUGUAAUGCAGGACAAUAUUCCACAUAUGGGAAGGAGAUUAUCCCAGAUACAUGAGAGAGUGCGGUCUGAUCAGUCUGGUGCUCUGACUUGUCCCUCGUGAAACGUGCCAGUUAAAUUCAAACCACCAGCGCAGCGGAUGAACAGUCGCAGACCUUUGAGGGCACAGUAUCCACCAUUCACUGACACUCGUGUUCUGAUAGGUUCCUGCAUUUAAAACACAGCAGAUUCCAUUAGCAUCGUCAUGGAGGUAGACUGUAUGCCUACACUGAGUGCCAGGUCACCAUGGACUUCACAGCUUGAUCCAAGCAUUAUUCUGCCUGCUGGUUUUAUUAUGUAAAUAGCUGUUCCUAUCUUUCAAAAUAAUAUAUAUUUUUGAAAUCAUUUUCUUCUCCUAUAAAUGUACCAAAUGUUCUAGGCAGAGCCACAGCAGAGAAUGAUUAAGUUGGAAGAGAUGUUACACUGGAUUUACUAAAAUUUCUUAUCUGUUGUGAGGUUAAUUAUUGUACAGAUUAUGGAAGCAGUCAGAGACAGCCAAGGAGGAAAGGCACAAUAUAACAAUUAAGAAACUGUUGAGUUAAGCUUGAUCAAUGUAAAUUACAACUUACUUGUAUUAUUAUUGCAAAUGUGUAUAAUGUGUAUCUGAAAUUUCUAACGUGUGAUUAAGAACUUCCAAUUUUUACCUGCUUGGCUUCAACGUGUUUGUGUGUA